UGUGUGUGUGUGUGUAUAUGUGUGUUAAUCAGUCACCUUCUCCUUAAAGGAGCAACAUGUAGACAGGACACCAAGCAUUUAAAAUCAGCACUGCGUUCCAAAUUCACUAUACUGGAGAGUGUUAUUUCCCCCCUCCCCAGACGUGCCCUCACCAGUGUCAAGUGAACCAGUGAGGGCUGGUCAGGUGCUGCUGAUACGAGAGGCAGAGGGAGGAGAGGAUGAGCUAGAGAGAGGAAGAGGAGGAGGAGAAAAGAGUGCAGGUAUGCAAGGUACAUCGUGUUCCAGAGUCCACACUAGAAUCUGAGGGUGACCCCCUUUUGCAGUUUUGGCCCAUAACCUCUGGAACUUUGGCCCGUAAACUCUAUAAUUUCAGAGCUGCUUCAUCUUUGGGUACUUUUAAGUGCUUUUUAGUAAGUAUACACUUCUGUGCUUGUUUAUCAAUCAUAUUUUAAUUUAUUUUUUAUCAAACAUAAAUCUAUAUAUUUUUUUCUUUUGUUUUACGGUAUUGUUCAUUAUUAUACUUAUCCUGUAGAGCACCUUAGACUCAGACAGGUGCUAUAACCACUCAGGCAGGUGCUAUAACCACUCAGGCAGGUGCAAAACCACUCAGACAGGUGCUAUAACCACUCAGGCAGGUGCUAUAACCACUCAGACAGGUGCUAUAACCACUCAGGAAGGUGCUUUACUCACUCAGGCAGGUGCUAUAAUCACUCAGACAGGUGCUAUAACCACACAGGAAGGUGCUAUAACCACUCAGACAGGUGCUAUAACCGCUCAGGCAGGUGCUAUAACCACUCAGACAGGUGCUAUAAUCACUCAGACAGGUGCUAUAACCACUCAGACAGGUGCUAUAAUCACACAGGAAGGUGCUAUAACCACUCAGGCAGGUGCUAUAACCGCUGUUUCCCUUACGGGCCCUAGAUGAGUCGUGUCAAACCUGCCCGCUGACUCUUGCCGUGUCCCUCAGACUGCUACUGCUGACUGACACUCCAGCCCAGCUCUGUGGGGCCUCCCCUUUAGGGUGUGUGUGUGUGUGUGAGUGUGUUUGUGUGAGAGAGAGAGAGACAGAGAGCUUUUUCUGUUUGUAUCUGAGAAACUUUGAGUGGUUGAUUGUGUGUGUGUGUGUGUGUGUAUGUAUGGGGGGGGGGGGUUGUGUGUACAUCUUAUAUGUCUGAUAUCUGAGAAAAGAACUCUCAGGCUGUGUGUGUAUAUGUUUGCUAUAGAUCGUUUGUGACCAGCUCAGUGUGUGUGCAUGUAUACACGCAUAACUGUAUGCAUCUUUAUUGAUUAGAUCACAAUAAGAAACAUCUGAAGUCCCUCCACAGUUCCAUUUCCCAUGAUCAGAUAAGGCCCCAUAAACAGCCCAUCUGAUUCCCCUGGCUCAACACGAAGGCCUCCCCUCCCAGGUGCAGUUAAACAGUCACCAGGGCAGAUAGCAAGACUGAUGGGCUGAUGGGCUGUACCACGCCGAGAUAAGUUAGGUGGAGGGUUCAGUAACAGGGUCAAGUGCUUUACUGCUCAAGUUGUUGUCCCUUUUACGGCAGUGCGUGCCUGAACUACCCAACGCAAAUGUGACGCAAACGUGACGGCCGUAUAAGACUGAGAGAGACGACGAUGCCUGAGCGUCUUGUUGUUUUCUCUGUGUGCUUCACGUCGUCUGGUGAAGACUCUUGGUGUUUGCUUCAUGUCGUCUGGUGAAGACUCUUGGUGUUUGCUUCAUGUCGUCUGGUGAAGACUCUUGGUGUUUGCUUCAUGUCGUCUGGUGAAGACUGUUGGUGUUUGCUUCACGUCGUCUGGUGAAGACUCUUGGUGUUAAAGACGUUGUCAGGUGAAGACUCUUGGUGUUUGAGUCGGUGUCAGCAGUAUUUCUAUGCUAGUGGGUGUCCCUGGUUAGUUUGUUUUGCAGCCGCAGUGACUAAAGGUUAGCUCUGGUGCACAUUGUAGUCUCACAAUAGGCUCUGUUUCGGCUUACGGUGCAACUCAGUGCUACUGAUUGUGAGGCCGGCCUGCACCGUAUUAGUGGUGUCCGCUACCCCCCCUGCAGUGAGUGUAUGUGGCCUCUUCCUGUGGAAACACAGCAGUGUAUACAAGUGCUCAGGCUUUAUGUGUUUUUGUUUUGGGUGUUGAGUGUGUAGAUGAGUUGGUCUAAGUUUCAUCUGAUGGUGCGGCAGUGGGCUGGGUGACUGUGGCUGGGGAUGCUAGUCGUCUAACUGGUGUGGAUGCUAGCUGCGCUAGUGGUGUUGAUGCCGGCUUGGUGACUGUGGUGACUGCUAGCUGUGUAGCAGUGUGAGAGUAGAGCGGCUAGGCUAGCCCUGCGGAGCUUUAGUUAGUGCUGCUAAGCUGCUCGUAGUUAAGGGGUCGUCGGGUGCCGAGGGGAACCUGGGAGAACCGGAGGAUGAGGAGACAUCGGCGCGUGAGUCCCACCGGGAUGGAUAACCCGGUUCUAGAGAUGACUGACGGACCUCUCAGUCCGGUAGCACAUCAUUCUCUCAGUACGCAGGUUUCCAGGACAACGGUGUCCAGUGCGGUUCGGAUGGCAGCCCAGUGGGCCUCCUACACCUGUAGCCGCUGGAAAAGAGCCGCACAGAAGUGUGUUAGGAAGAAACCCACAGGAGAAUGCAUCGGUGAGAAGUAUAAGGGCCUGGCGUGGGACGAGGACACUGUGGACGGAUUGGAGCGCACACUGCGUCUCAACAAGAACCUCCUGGACCACUUCAGAGUGCUGGCGGCCAGCAACGAGGAGACAGACGAGGUGGACCUGCCUUUCCUGAAUGGAGUUCUCACAGACGGGGCUGACCCCAACACAGCGGACAAAUACGGCCAGACGGUGAUGCACGAGAUCUCCCGGGCGUGGAACGUGGACGUGAUGCGGUUCUUCCUGGAGAGGGGUGCAGAUGUGCAGAGGGCCGAUGUGUUUGGGGUCACUCCCCUGCAUGUAGCUGCCGCGCUCGACUACGAGGAGAUGGUCCUCUACCUGCUUGAUAAAAGAGCGGACAUCAGUGCGCUCACACACAGAGACCAGCAGACUCCUCUGCACUUUGCUGCUAAGAAUGACGCAGUGGGCGCGCUCAGGAUCCUCCUCCAGCACGGGGCUGACAUCACCGCCAGAGACUACAAACAGAGGACGCCGCUCCAGCUAGCUGCUAACCUCGACCGCAGUGAGGCAGCUCGUACCCUGAUUGAGCUGGGGGCUGAUGCAGGAGUGCAGGACUCUGAUGGCCAGCUCUGCAUCACCGCCAUGAUUGGCAAGAUGACCCCUGUGGCCCAUCUGGCCCUGAAUCAGUUCCACGUGACGGACAGAAUGACCCGGCAGCAGUUCUACUACCUCCACCUGCUGGAACCAGAACCGCACUGCAAGAAGAACUCACAUUCUCCAGGAACAGUCUGUAGUGAGCCAACAUCGCCGCUGGAGUUUAUUGUGCGUCAGGGAAAGCUGGACCUCAUCAUGCACCCUGUGGUUCUGAAGCUCAUCACUGUCAAGUGGGAUCUUUAUGGCAGGCUGGGAGCAUGGAUACUCCUGGUGCUGAACUUCCUCUUCAUCCUGGCCUGGACCACAGUGGCCAUCUCUGUGUCGGUGGUCAGGGACAAGGGGCGGCCGUACGUGUUCCCAGAGGACUGGUGGCGUGUGUUGGUGGUGGUAAUCGCUCUGCUGCUGACGGCUCAGGAGGUGUUCCGUGAGGUGCGAGAGGUGCAGGUGUCUCGCCGGAAACUCAGACGAUGGCAAAGCUGGAGCAUCAGACGCAUCAACGAAGACCUGGCCUGCACACACCCCAUGUGGCCUGAGGAGAGGCACUACCUGGAGGAGCAGAUAAGGUUCAUCCGGAAAAUGAAGGGCAGUUAUGCUCAGGACCUUUGGAACAUAUUUGAUUGGCUGGUGUAUGUACUGCUGAUAGCAGUGCUGGGCCUCCACCUGGCAGACAUCUUCCUGGUGUCAGGCUCGCUGCACAUGUACAGCCUGAGACUCUUCGCUGUGGUUGUCAUCUUCCUCUGGCUGCGGCUGAUGAAGCACGUCAGAGCCUUCAGGGUGAUGGGCCCCUUCAUCGUGAUGCUGGGGAAGAUCGUGGGUGAUGUCCUGAGGUUCCUCUUCCUGUACGCAGAGAUCUACAUCCCCUACGCAUGCUCUUUCUGGAUCAUAUUUGGAGGCACAGCGGCUGUGCCCAGCAUGCAGACGGUGCCGAAGCUCCUCUACAGCCUGUACCGCAUCACGCUGGUGGACGAGUACGAGUUUGACGCCAUGGUGGCGGUGGACUCCAUCAUGGCCCACCUGCUGUGCGGCACCUUCCUGGCGCUGUCGGCCGUCCUGUGCGUCAACCUGAUGAUUGCCCUGCUCUCAGACACAUUCCAGAGGGUGUAUGAUAACGCAUUAGCAAACGCUGUGAUGCAACAGGCUGCCAUCGUAGUACAGGUGGAGGAGUCCAUGCCACGCCUUCGCCGUUUCUAUGACAACCACUACAUCCACCAGCACUGUGCACCUCUGGGGGAGUACUAUGAUGAUGAUGUCACCACUGACCGCUUCCAGUAUGCUGAGAUGAAGAAGAUUACCUCACAGAUAAAAGAUACUCUAGAUGAGUUUCUGGAGAUCCAAAAAGAGUCGGAUCCCUGUGAACCUGAACGACCAGAUGACGAGAACAUGGGUUCAGGGUUGAGGCGGCGGUCCUGGGCUGGGAGAGAGGGAAGUCUGCGGCUCGCCCAGCGGCAGCACAGUGUGGAGAUGAGCACCCUCAGAACAGACGUCAAGGAGCUGCAGUCACUCCUGCUCCAGCUUGUCCAGUCCCAGCCAGCCCCUAAACCCUCAGGUGGGGACACUAGGUUGAAUCCACUUCAUGGCCUCAGCGAGGAAGCAGAGGUGGAAGCAACUGUACUGGAAGAGAACAGAUUGCCAGAAUCUCAGACAGAUGAGCUACAGCAACUGACCUCAGAGUGUGCCGAGAGAGACAGAGAGUCUAGUCCUGGACCCAUGUACAAGGAGCAAGCCUUCUAAAAGCCUUACAUACACACACACACACACACACACACACACACACACACAUACAUAAAUACACACACUCACACAUACA
This is a messenger RNA of Clupea harengus (Atlantic herring), 5057 nucleotides long. RefSeq lists its product as uncharacterized. Gene Ontology annotation, biological process: calcium ion import across plasma membrane. Gene Ontology annotation, molecular function: calcium channel activity; protein binding. The record is from RefSeq and is a predicted model, not a curated record. NCBI's taxonomy places the organism in Eukaryota, Metazoa, Chordata, Actinopteri, Clupeiformes, Clupeidae. Gene Ontology annotation, cellular component: plasma membrane.